Molecule: messenger RNA, 972 nt
Organism: Hypoxylon fragiforme
Lineage: Eukaryota; Fungi; Ascomycota; Sordariomycetes; Xylariales; Hypoxylaceae
Exons: 2
Coding region: 267-767 (166 amino acids)
Source: RefSeq, a predicted model, not a curated record
ACAUGCCAUACAUAUUAGACGAGGCAUGCAUGUGUUGUCCGUCGGGGCUUUCUCCGAGUCUCGUGUCUGGAUCUGAGACAAGCCUCGUACCUAGCUGAGCGGCCCGCGACAGCAGUUCGAGGUCCACGACGACGAACGGAUCCAUGGAUAGGGUUUUGUGGUUUGCGCACGAGUUCGUUGCCAGACUUGGCUGGAGAAGCCUUGUGCUGUAUUCUGUUAUAUUGAUAUUGUAUUAACUUAGCACUAUAUCAUGGUGUAGUAGUUGUAUGUGGCAAGUUCAAACUUGGCUAAGCCAGUUGGCCGUUCCUUCCAUCACUAUCGAUACAACUCACAACUACGAUGCAUUUUCACCCCCUUCCCGCUCGCCUUCGCCCGCACAAAUACCGGCAACUUGGCGACAGUCUUUUGAUGACGCUGUGCGUGCGGAUCUGGAGUCUGACUCGCCCGAACCAACUCCUCAAGUGAAUGUCAACGACGCUACAUUAUCAUCUUUCUGUGACCGAAAAUACACCUUUAGUGUCAAUAAUAUUCCAUCAAAACGAAGAAAGCCUUGGUACGAGAAUGUUGGUGUCAUUGUUCAGGACCCUGCCCUCAUUUCUGUCCUUGUCUUCUCCAUCAUAGCAAUUGCCCUCGACCUUUCGGGCGCCCGCGAAGAUUAUCCUAGCCGAUAUGAAUGUGUAACGAUGAUCGCUAUCGUUGCCGUCAUUAUCUUGCUUGAAACUUUUACUUGGGCUUUACAAAAAGUGCAUUAUCAGUGCAUUGGAUGAUAAGACUUAUAAUUCUGGCUACGUCCGCGCCAUAAGAUCAGGUAAGCUACGAGAGAUUCCACGAGUGGAACUCCUCGUUGGUGAUUUGGUAUUACUUCAACAGGGCGACAUGGUACCGUGCGAUGGAAUUAUAGUAAAGCUUGCUCACUUGAGGUUAGAUGAGGAACAAGUUAUAGUAGAGUCGGGUUCAACUGUUACCGAGGGA